AUGGUUCACACCACACCCACCACCCUCCUGGCCCUAACCGGCCUAGCUGCCACAGCUACAGCCUACAAGCAUACAUGGAGGGACCACAUGAAGUGCGCAGCUGCUGUAGCCCAGGAUGCGGAUUACCCAACCUGCACCUCACCCUCCAAGUUUUACUGCUUCUGCGCGCAGCCAUUUGAGCCGAGCAAAAUAAGCAGUGCAGCAAAGGACGUGUGCGAGGGAUUUGGAAUCCCAACGGAGUCUAUACACAGGUUCAUCUGCGACGACGGUGGCCCUUGGGGUGAUGACGAUGUGUAUGAUUGGGACCAUGGCUACCACCGUAACUGCCACCAUGCCUUCGCUUACGACGAUGACGAAGACGAUGGCAACGACUAUGACAGGGACAGAUAUGGAUAUCGCAUCUCCCAUCCCCACCGCCUCAGCCACCCCAACGUGCGUGUUGCCGCUCCGGAGAGUGAGGCCGGGUCUUCAAACACAGAUAAGCACAGUCCCAACGUCCAGAGCAAGAGGGCGUACGCGCCAGGUCUCUCCCCUUCUGCCUCCUCGGCCGCUGCCAACCGCGCACUCGUCACCAACGCCCCCUCCGCCCUUGAGGAGGACAGCGACUUCGAGGACGGCGAGGAGCACGGGGUCAGGGUCAUCACGGAGUUCCUCACGCAUACAUCCUGCGACUGUUCGUCGUCGACUGUAGCGGCUGCAAGUAGCAGGAUGUCGAGUUGGCCGGCGUAUGUCCAUCAGAGCGCGGUUCCUGUUUCGUCUUUGUCGGCGGGGCAUACGCGUGUUCAUCAGACUCUGGUUCCGGUGUCUUCGUCAUCAUCACACAUGCUUGUUCACCAGACAGCAAUUCCUGCUUCAUCUUCGUCGAGUCGACCGGCCAACCUUGACCAGGUUAUGGCACCUGUUGCAUCGUCGUCAUCAGCUCACGCUCCCCACAGCGCAAUCCCCGUGGCAACUUCAUCAUCAGCGCGCGCGCAUGUUUAUCAGACUGCGGUCCCCGCUUCCUCAUCGUCGACGCACAUGCACCUUCAUGGGAGCGCGAUUCCACAGCCAGCUUCGUCCUCAGCACGUGCGCAUGUUCCUCAGACUGUGGUUCCUGGUGCGUCCGUGUCGAGCCAGCCGGCGCACCUUCACCAGGCUGCGGUUCCCUCUCCAUCGUCAUCAUCAGUGUCGGCAUCGAGUACAGUGGUUAGGUCGCAUGCGGGUGUCUAUGCGCCUGCGUCUCUGUACGUCUCGGUGCCUGUCUCAGUGCCUGCGCCCACGGAGGUUGAUGCGCAGCGGAGCGGGUAUCCCAGUCGUCACAAGUCGAUGGAUUCGUAUGUCGUGGUGCCGUCGGCGUCGCCUUCCCCCUCGCCUGCAGUAAUGACGUUUGAUGGGGGUGCGGCGGUGGGGGUGCUGGUGCCGAGUUCGGUGGUUGUGCUUGGGUUGACUGCGUUAAUGGCGUUCUUUAUGUGA
This is a messenger RNA of Aspergillus fumigatus Af293, 1452 nucleotides long. Its product is annotated as extracellular serine rich protein. The record is from RefSeq and is a predicted model, not a curated record. NCBI's taxonomy places the organism in Eukaryota, Fungi, Ascomycota, Eurotiomycetes, Eurotiales, Aspergillaceae.